This is a messenger RNA of Vigna angularis (adzuki bean), 501 nucleotides long. RefSeq lists its product as uncharacterized. The coding region runs from base 1 to 501 and encodes 166 amino acids. The transcript has a single exon. NCBI's taxonomy places the organism in Eukaryota, Viridiplantae, Streptophyta, Magnoliopsida, Fabales, Fabaceae. The record is from RefSeq and is a predicted model, not a curated record.
AUGAGACAGAUCUUUCUCAGGCUCAUAAGUCAUAUAGUUAACCUUAGCUACAGUCGAACGGUUAACUCGGACCAACCAGAACAUGGGUUUAACUAUUCGGCCAUUCGACCUCAGUUAGUCGGCUAUCUGACCUCACAGGUAUUCGGUCACUCGGCCUCUACUGUUCCACUUUCCAUGGUCUUAAGUGUUCAGGUACUCGACCAUCCGGCCUCAAAGAUACUCAGUCAUUCAGCCUCAAAGGUUGAUCUUUGUGGUGACCAACUGAGAAAAAGUUUUCCUGGAGACGGAGAUCAAACAAUAGUAACUCUUUCAAAAGCUGAAGCAAUGAAUGAUGAUGAAGAUAGCUGUUUCUAUGAGGCAUUAUACAUGAGCAUGGGGAUCGGAUACUUCACUGGAUUUUGGAGCUUAGUAGGGCCAAUGCUACUUUGGCGUUCUUGGAGAAAUGCUUAUCUGAGAUUCCUAAAUAAAUUGACAGACAACAUGUAUGAUCAGUUGUAUUGA